CUCCGUGACGCGGCGGCGGAAGGACCCAGAGACCAGGAGGCGGCGGCGCGGGAGGUUGGAGUGGUGCGUCCCCUCCCCUCCAGCAGCGCCCCGGGUGCGGGCGCUGCCCCUCGCGGGAAGCGGCCUGUCCCGCGUGGCGGUCCCGCCCGACGCCUGACCCCGCGGGUGCCCGCAACGCGGCUCGGGCGAGGCGCCGCCCGCGCCGCCGGGGCCUGUUGGCGCGGGGAUGCCGGGGCGAUCUCCAGCCCCGGGGAGCGGCUGCGGAGCCCCCGGGCUCCUGCCUUGGGGCGCUCUGCCGUGGGAUGCGCCCGCGCGUCUCGAGCUUCCCUGGAGGGCGCCGGGCUGGACAGCCCCCGGGGAGCGGAGCGGAGUCGUGUCGUGCAGCCCCGGCCUCGCCUGCUCUUUGCUCCGUUACCCUGGGAAGGAAACUCCAGAAGAUCAUUGGAGAAAACCGAGCCGCGCCGAGAGCACGGUCCUCCCCGCAGCGCAGCGCACGCGAGGACAGCCGGGGUGGGCGGCUGCCGGCCCCUCGUUUUUCAGGUUUCUGAAAGUUCUGGCUGUUGAAGAAGCAGGAUGACCCAGAAGGAGAAACAGUUGCAUAUUUAUGAUACAGACUAUCCUGAUGUGGUUGUAGCUGUAAGAAAAGUAACUCUGGGUGAGAAGAGGAAAAAAAUGGCAGGUGAUCAUAUAAGAACACAAAACAGUGUCCUUAUCCCAGCAACGUGUGCACUAUUAAAUUCUGGAGGUGGUGCGAUAACACUAGAGAUUGAAAAUGAGGAUUACAACUACAAAAAUUAUGGCAUUGGACUGGAUAUAGACACCUUCUUUAGGAACUGUUAUUAAAUCUACAGAUUUGACAAGAUAUUUUAACUAUAUGCAGCAAAACAGCAAAUUUCUGAUUUUUAUUAAAUCUUGGAGCAGUGAGAAGUUGUCAUCUGCCCCAGCUCUCUUGAAGCCACAUAUUUGUUCCCUAAAUUCUGGAUUGUGUCAAAAAUCUCUCACCUCUGUUGUUAGCCUGAAACCAGAUGAAGCAUUUGAAUUUCUUGAGGAGAGGAAAGCUAAUUCUAGGCAAAGAUAUGAAGAAGAGACAGGUUGAACAGCCAAGAGAGCCCGAUAGAGCAACACUCAAGCAACACUGGAACCUAAUGUGCAGGAGAAAAAUGACAUACUUGAAGCUACUGCUAAAUGUUUUGAAAGAGAUGAACUGCUGCCAUUCACUGAGUCUACACAUAUUGAACUUAAAGGCUUUGCAACAAAGAAUGUCUUGAAAUAUGUUAAAAGCACUCUUCCAAAUUAUGUAUCUGCAUUUGCAAACACAUAAGGCUAUUUAAUUAUUGGAGUGGAUGAUAAGAGGACAGUGUGGUUGGAUGUCAAGAGGAUGUGAAUGUUGACAGGUUACGAAUGGAAGUAAUUCAUGGUAUCGGAAAUUUGCCUAUCUAUCAUUUCUGCAAAGCAGGGGGAAAAGCGAAAUAUGAAAUCAAAAUCUUGGACAUAUAUGAUGCAUCUAGAAAAAAAUAUGGUUAUGUUUGUGCUGUGAAAAUUGAGCUGUUUUGUUGUGUUGUGUUUUCAUGCAACCCUGAUUCAUGGAUUGUGAAGGCCCGGCUUGCCAAGAGACUGAGAGUCACGGAAUGGACAGACAUGAUGGUGGCUGCUGACCCAGGUCUUAUGAAAGAAGAAAAGUCUCAUAGCUAAUUCUUCCUGAUCUUUGGCUUCCGUGCUUCUAGGGUGGUGAUCCACCUUUCAGAUGUCUGUUGUUGAAAUGAUAAUAUAAAGGGCUCUUGAAAAACUCUGCCUUUAUCCUGCCAAGGACACGUGCAGGACUUUACAUGUAUGGAGCACUGACAAACAUUGUGGAUCUUUCCAAAUUGGCUGCAAACUUCAUGACUCAGCUAAGUGUGUCAGGUGCAUCUCCGCUGGCCAAACCAAUCUAUUUAAAGCAAGGCCUCAGCUGUUUGGAAGAUCUGCAAAAGCGUCUUUUUGCAGUGAAUUCUAGAGGGAUAACAUACAGUCCAGAAAAACUCAGCCAAGAACUGUUCUCAGAAUAUCAGGACGUGGAGGAUUUAAUAAAAAAAAGAGCAAAGGAAAGCUCUGGAGACUUCCCAGAGACUACUGAUAUUUUCCAGAAGCUGAGCUGUUGAUGUUGGAUUGUCAGAGAACCAGCAUGUUGUCCACAAUGCCCUCUUAAUAGCCACAGGCAAACACCUUACGUUGUACACAGUCACUGAGAAGAGCCAUCCCACAGCCAUGCCUGAUUAUGCAAGAAACUCUGCUCAAACAUUAAAGCAAACACUGAUGCUCCGGCGGGAGAAGCUGCCCCCCGUACGCCUGCGCUCCAGCAACCUGGGUGAGACCUGGGCACGUGCCCGCCAUGGGAGCAAGAAGGGCUGGGCAGCACGAGAGUCCACAGGGCUGUGUGGCUUCCUCUCCCAGCAGGGUUUGGCUGGCAGGCUAAGGCCACGCUGUCCAAGGUGCAAUCUGGACAGCCCCUGACCUGUGCCACCCCUCCCCCGCAGCUGUCACCCCCUGCUCUUCACCAGCAAUUUCCCUGGGGAAGGGGAACGGGACUGGCCCCCAUGGGCUCCUCAUGCUGGGCCAGGUCCUGGCCCUGCAGCCCCUGCCCAUGCCCCAGCCCUGGGAGCCUUCCUCCUGGCAAUGGCCCUGCUGCCCUCUGCUCCCUUGCAACAUGGCGCUCAUACGGGCUCUGGGAUCCCCAUCCUAAAAGUGGUGCUCAGUGCCACCCAGCCUGAUGCUCAGCCCUCAUGUCCUCCCAGAUGCCAGCCUGGGCACAGACAGGUAGGCCAAAAGAAAACUGCCCCCCAUUAAGGGGUCCCCAUCUGUCCCCUCCAUUGGAGAAGUGCACGAGAGGAGGGACCCUGCACCCGGUGAGUUUGGGACUGGCGUGAGCACUGGAGGGACUUGCAUGGUUGCAUGCGGAGGGGGCAAGGUCCUGCUCCCCGGACGGACGCCCACCCGAGCCCCGUGGAGGAAGGCCCUGCCCAUGUGGCACGCAGGACUCCUGGCAGGUGCCCCCACAUGUUGUGGCCCAGAGGGGCUGGUCGCCCUGCGCCCUGCAGCAGCAUGGGCCCAGCUGACAGGCCGCCCCUUGACUCCCCGCAGGGCCAGGAACAGUGUGGGUGGCAAGCGAGGUGAGGGGCCAGACAUGGUUGCAACCCCCCGCUGCCGGGAGUCUUUCCCCUGCCCAGGGAUUGGAACAGGCAGCUCUGAGGGUGGAGGUCUCUCCCCAGGUGCCCCGUGCCCCUCCCAGCCCCAUGCAGCACAUGGGACCCUGGGGGACAGUCUCUGUCUCCCACCAACUCCAGGGGCCCUCCAAGACUAAGGGAGGGUCGUGGACUCAUCCCCCGAUUGCAGGGACAGUCCUUCCCGAAUCCGAAUGUCUGGGGGGACCUGGAGCUGGGAUGUGGGGACUCACCUGGGAUAGGGGGUAACAACCAACCCCUGGGAUCCCCGGGCCCAGCUCUACAAGCCCUGCCUGGCCCCAGGGCUCGGGGGCCCACCAACCCUGCAUCACGGGGAGAUGGGACCUUGCUGCCCAAUGGAGCCCAUCGCCCCAGACGCUCUUUCUUUCUCCAGGAGGACAAACCCCGCGGCGGGCACUGCCAGCACCAGGUGAACGGGUCCCAGUGGGGCUGGGGGCUGUGAGGAGACCAAGUGCGCUGGCUGAUGGCUGAACGGAGGUUAUCCGCAUCCCUCUUGAAUUGCGGCACCCAGAAUUGCACGCAGUACUCCAACUGCGGUCUGACCAGUGCCCGAUACAGGGGAAGUAUCACCUCCUUGGACCUAUUUGUCAUGCAGGACGCAGCAGUCCUCCUGUCCCGACUCAAGUGGAGGACCUGCAACAGGAGAAUCGCGCCCUGGUGGUGCCCCUCCAGGCACAGAGGGAGCAGGGCCAGGCUCUGGAGGACAGCCCCACAGAGCCUCCUGUGGAGGGGGUCGCGGAGGAGUGCCCACCCGUUACCGUGGAGGCCAGCACCCAGGCAGAGGGCCCCCGCCACGAGCACGCCGGUACCAGACCAGGGCCCUCUGCCCGGCCGAUGUGGGCUGCCAGGGGGAACCCCUGGCAAGGACAGCAGCGAGCACACAAACAGAGGCUGGCCACUGUCCAAAAGGAGUGGGGCACAGGGAGAGGCGGAAACGCCCCUCCCAGGCGGUUGAGGCCAGGACACAGACCAGUGCUUCCCCCACUGUGGAAGCCAGCACCCAGGCAGAGGGCCCCCAAAAUCAGGACGCCUCCGCACAGACAAGGGCCCUCUGCCUGGUAGACGUGGGCUGUGACCCCCUGCCCCUGUGCACCAAAGCCUUGUAGGGUCCAAAGACGACAAAACAGGGGGAAAGGUAUGAUGAUGUUCCUAGUUUUUUUGGGUUUUUUCUAAAGAAAUGUUUCAUGCUCCAAGCCAAAUCAGCCAGCUCCGUGAGUCAGUCCAGAGCCAUAAGUGUCCCUACAGGCGGCAAACAUGAUGCUUUCGCUAGCGCUAGGUUGUGAGCGUGGUAUCAGUGAGGGGAGCUGAAGGAGGGCUGGAGCCAGGAGCCUGUUCCUGGUCCUGGGAAGGGUCUCGCAGGUUGGGAGAAGGACGGGGUGGGGGCAGAAGCCCAGGAAGGGAAGAGGUGAGUGAAGGGGUAUGACUAGUGUGUCUUCAGUAAGUGCCUUGCCCACAACUCCCUCCAGCUCCCUGAAUGUCUAGGGGCAGGGCUGGGACAGUGGCGCUGCAGGCCUGGGCUCUCUGUGCUGGGAGCCGUCCCUGUUGUGUAUGUCCAGACAGCAGCCAGGAACCAGACCUAGGCGCAGGCAGCACAGCAGGAGGAAGGGAGGUGGGUCUGGCAGGACACCCAGGGCCGGUCCCUGGUACAAAGGCAGUGAUGGAGAGAGGGGAGGCCUGGGCAUGUGUUGGUGGCAGUGGCCGGAGCCUGGGGGCUUGAGGUGAAUGGGAGGUGACCAGUGUCUCUGCCUCCCACCUGCCGGGCUGACACUGUGGCAAAGGGGAGGAGGAGAAGGUCGGGGGCAGAAAGGAGGUGAGUUUCCCCCCUGCACCCCAACCAGACCCAGGCCUGAGGGGCUGCCCCUCCACCAGCCCACGUGAUGAUGCCCCCUGCCUCCAGGCCGCUCAGGAUGGUGCCCUGCACUCCUCCCCUCCCCAUCGACCCCCGUCGUCCCCUCCCUCCGUCCUCCCCGAUCUGCCGAGAUGGGUCCACGGGAUGACAACGUCGGUGCCUCUGCCUGUCUGAGCAUGCCCCAGCCCGACUCACCUCGGCACUGCCACUAAAGUGGCCCGGCGACAUUCAAGCAUCCAGUGUCACGGCGAACAGUGGAGCUUCGCCCAUUGGCCAAGGGCUUCGCUGCAACGGGUGAAAAGUGGGCUUGCAGAUGGAGGCACCCCCGGGAGCUUCUACUGGGACACUGUCAACUUGUUAGAUGCUCUCCUCCCAGCCAGGAGGGAUCUGGUGGUUUUCCCCAAGGCCAGCAUGCCCAGGGAAGCAGUUCACACCCAUCUUGCUUCUGCAGCAUCGUUGCUUUACUUGGCUGCCCAGUAUGAGCCAUUUAACUUCCAUUACCUGUUGAGCUGUGAAGUUGAACAUAAAAGGCAAAAGCAGAAUGUUUGGGGUCUCAAGUCUCACCAGACACCUAAGAGAGAAGAAAAGACAAGAUCGUCAUGCCGACGUGUCACCAGGGGUAAUGACAAGACCCAGGUCAGUCUGAACCUUACUGCCGGCUAAACUUUUCUGUCUGGUAAAGGAUCCUAUUUUGUGCCUGGUAACGCACGUUUUAUUCAGGGAGAAACUGUUUGAAGCACCUUCAUCCAACAGCACAUGGGGCUUGUAGUUAAUUAGCUAAGGCGGUGUGGGGGAGGAGGUCUGGCUGACUGAAUGAAUGCGCGUGUGUGUGUGUAUUUAGAAAUAUGAGCCACUGACCAGGUCUGAGACUACGGUUGGGUUCAGCCGCCCCAAUUCUGCCUGACAGGGCAGUUUGGGAAGCAAGGGGGCCCAACUGGAACCUCGUGACCCAGUGGACAGGGCUUCCCAGUGAUUUGGUCUUUUUCUAUCUGGCUAUUGAAUGAAUGUGUGUGUGUGUAUUUAGAAAAAAUGAGCCACUGACCAGGUCUGGGACUAAGGCUGGGUCUAGCCGCCCCGAUUCUGCCUAAAAAGGUAGCGUCGAAAGCAAGGGGCCCAGCUGGAACCUCGUGACCCAGUGGACAGGGCGUCUGAGCGAUUUUGUCUUUUCCAAACGCCUUGUCCCAGUAGCUUCUGCCGAGAGCAGGAGUGAAAGGAUCCCUCUUGUGUUUCCCCCCCCAUUUCCAUUUUAUGAGCCGGUGUCAGGUCAGAAGCCUUUUGUAUGGGCGGUGAAAAACUGUGGGGCAAGGCACUGAGCGGCCCGGACAUCCUAAAUAAGCCUCUCCUACGUCUCCCUGUGUGACUGAAAAUGGGAACAAGUCAGUCUAAACAAGUUCCCGUCCCCCCUAAGGGGACUCCAGCGUACUUCAUGCACACACACUAUUCUCCCGAGGCUUGCAAGUACCUGGAUAAGUGGAACUGGUAUACUAGGGAUGAUCCCGUGAAGCAUUUUCCACAGGAAGGAACAUUUGAUCAAGAUAAAAUAGUGCACUUAAGAGAGGCUUUAGAGUCCCAUGGAUCCAAAACACCACAAAACCAGUGGGACACAUUCUUUUAUUGGUAUGAUGAAAUGUCCAAAAGACAGACAGAAUCUCAAACUAGAAGUCUAAAAGACUCUCAAGACAAAUUAAAACAGCAGUUAAAAGCUGUUCAGGAGAAAUUGGCUGCUCCCCCAAAUUACACGCCAGCCACCGCUCCGAUGUAUCCAGCAUUGCCCGGGGCGCCCCCACCGCUGGAGCCAGCAGAGGAUAUCCUUGACCUUUGUUCGAACCCUGCUCUCCUGGGACUCCCACAUCAGCAACAACCGGUUCAACAUCAGGCUGCAGCCCAGGUCCAAGAAGCCUUACCUCAGGGAUGCUCCCUGUCACAACCUCAAAGCAGGAGAUUGGGUCUACGUAAAGGUCUAUCAACAGAAAAACGCACUUCAACCCAGAUGGAAGGGACCUUUCCAGGCACUUCUGACCACUAAUUCUGCUCUUCGUUGCCAAGGUCACCAAACGUGGACUCACGCCUCGCACUGCAAGAAGCUAUCACCUCCAUUGGACCCCGAAGCAGCUGAAUUCCAACCAAGGUUGGGAUCUUUCCCUGAGGCCAAGGACAAAGACCCUCAGGACCUCACUCAGGCAAGUGAGGAGCAUCAGGGUGCAAGUGCUAGUAACCUCUCCCCUGAACCCAGCACCUCAGCCCAGCCGGAUUCAUCAGUUGAAGAACAAAGAUAUCAUCUCCGGCCUCGAAGAAAGGAAAUGCUCCCACUCGGAAGAUCAACACCUCAAUCAAGACCAAGAGCCAACAUUCUCAGUUCUUUAGGUAACCUGAGCCCAGAGGAUGAAGAAAGACUUUGGCUGCCAUCCUGGGUUUGGCUGGUAGUGUUCUUUUACUUACUGGUGCUGGUUAUGUUUGUUGUUGAAAUUCUUUGUCCCUCCUGUCUCUAAAAAUGGCACUGAUAUCCUGAUACAUCACACCUGGGUCUCUCAGUAUCACCCAAGUGGGGUGGGAGAAAAGAUUGUACUUGCAGAUCUCCCUUACGGUGGCUCAAGCUGGAAAUAAAAGUGACUGCUGGAUAUGCUCUCACAGCCCAGUGCUCCUACACCAAGGAAUCCCAAUGAUAGGAGUGCCAAUAUCCCUCCAGCAAUGGGGAAAAAUAAACGGCGGCUUCCUUAGACACUACUCGUUAGCUGUAGCCCUAAUAGCACCAGUGGAAUCCUGUUGGGUAAAGUACCCUCUGUCAAUUGUACAGGAUUCAUGGUCUACAACUUUUCCAAGGAACCUCAUGUUGCUCUCAUUGCAAACAGGUUGGAAUUUGACGUUCACUCCAAUUUUACUUCUUGUAAUAUAUCUCGGUGCAGCAGGAUAGCAGCCGAAUGUGGUCCGUCCUAUACGAUGCAUAUCAAUCGAAAGUGCCGGAUAUGGCACAACACCUGUCCAGAUUUGAGUACCCUUUCUGCCCCGGGCCUUUACUGGCUCUGCGGAAACAGGGCUCAUAAAAUCUUGCCCUGGAAUUGGGUGGGGGCAUGCACUCUUGGAUGUGUUAUCUCUGGUUUCGAAAUGCAUAGUGCAAUAUAUCUGGAACAAGUAAAAAAUUUCAACCAUCACAUGAAAAGGGUGGUUAACCACUUGGCUACCAGAAACACAGACUUCCAUCAAUUUGUGAAAACCUUCAUACCGUGGCUUGGAGUAAGAGAAUUGGAACUAGCCAUAAUUAACAUUUCAGCCACAAUGGAAAAUGCCACUGCAGAUGCAAUUCAGGCUCUGCAAGAAGAGAUCUCCCAGAUCUCACAAGUAACUAUACAACACUGCAUAGCCCUAGAUUACCUAUUAGUAUCCCAGGGAGGAGUAUGUGCCUUAUUAAACUCCACCUGUUGUGUCUAUGUCAAUCAGGACAUGCGAAUAGAAACCGACAUUCAUAAAAUUCGAAAUCAGUUAAGGGUCCUACAUCAAGUGGCCUCAAAAAAUACUGACUGGGGUCUAGAAGAAAUGUGGUCUUGGCUAACCUCCUGGCUCCCAGAUUUCAGGGCCCUUGGCAAGAAAAUCCUGUAUGGAAUAUUGUUUGUCUUGAUAGUUCUGACAGUGUUUUAUGUCUUAGUGCAACUGAUCCUCUGCUGCGUGAAAGCCAGCAGGAGAAGCUUUAGCAAGGCAAGAAAACCCACAGCAGAGUCUAGAAUAAUGGUGUUACAAAAGUGUGAGCAGAUUGAAAGAAAACAUGAAAGGCUGCAUGAUGAAAUAGAGGGGCUCAUGAGAAUGCAAGUUUAAGGCUAAAGUGAGACUAAAUAGUCUCAAAGUGGGGACUGGAAUCAGAAAAAAAUAAAUGCCUUAAACUUUGAUCAUUUGAGUUAUAAGAUGACAUAACCGCUUUGUGGAGAAUUGCUGGCUCUCUACAGUGGAAUAGAUAAGGGAAAGUGUUUUUCUUUGUAACUCCUCUGCAACUGCUUCCCUCACCGUGGCCUUGAAGAUAGCAAAAAGUAUGUACAACUCUGAUUUCCAGGUGAAAGAAGGAGGUGUGUCAACUAAUCUCGCCUCCCCCAUAAUUUCCCAUCCUGAUUACAGCAAAGAAGUAAUGAAGUAAUAUUUAUAGCUGCUUUUCAUGCUAAUUUCACUAUAUGAUCACGUGACUUGUAAGCGACUGGUAAAAAGUAUAUAAGCCUCCUGAUUUUGCUCUUGGGGGGGAACCCCUUCCAAGUGCUUGGGAAAUCCAUGUCACUUUGGAAUCCCCCCUACAGCUGUAGUUUCUUUUGAAUAAAAGCUCCUGCUGACCUGACCCAAAA
Molecule: messenger RNA, 9386 nt
Organism: Alligator mississippiensis (American alligator)
Lineage: Eukaryota; Metazoa; Chordata; Crocodylia; Alligatoridae
Product: endogenous retroviral envelope protein HEMO-like
Exons: 10
Coding region: 7867-8874 (335 amino acids)
Source: RefSeq, a predicted model, not a curated record